GACCACACUCUUCUGCUUUAGGAGGACAGUGUUGCAAUAACAUUUUCCUUCAGACAGACAAGCCUCGCACAGCGGGAAGCAGGACUUUUCUUUUUAAGCACAUUUUGCUUGAUCAUGAGGACAGCCUUUGCAUUGAACGCGUAGGGGAUUUUAUGGGGAUCUGAAGUUUGUCUUUUGGAAUUUUUUGGGGGGAAGAGCAGCUAACCAAAUGCCAGUUAAACGAAUUGCACCAGGACAGUAGAGGAAAAUUAACGACUUUUUUCUUUUUCUUUUUUGGAACACCACAGCAGUUUGCUUAUUAAACCAAGCAACUUUUUUAUUAACAUUAUUAUUAUUAUGUAUUCUGGGUAUAUUCUGUUGGUGUUAUCACACUAAAACACUUGAGACGUGGAUUAAUUUACUUGGGUUUGGUUUCUGAAGAAUGUACUUACUUGAUAGUAAUUACCCGGAAAGGAUGGAGCGGGGUACGUCACAAAGGAAAACAGUGUAUCGGAUCUCUUUGACAUUAGUGAAAAAAGAGAAUCUGCACGAUGGAGGAGGCUCAGCACACCGGCGACUGGAGAACCCUAAAGUGAGCGCUUACCGGCGUGAGGGAUCCUGUGAGAUUCAGCGGAGCUCCCAGCUAGAAGAACUAAAAGAAGUUGAGGAUGAGACAGACGAAUUUUCUGGCCACUCAUACAUGAGAAACUUUAGGACCUUUAGUACUGGACAUCUGGAGCUGGGCAGGUUAAAAAUCUCUAGGAGGGCACAGAAUUUACACAAAGACAGGGAAUUAAAUGAAACCUGCAUCUUGCCAGAGCAUGGUCAGAGCAAGGCAACUGAGAAUGGGGCAUCAAUGCACACAAAGAAUGCAGCGGCAAAGAAUAUGACUGAAACAGAUAGACUAAAGCAUGGAGAAAUCUGCAGUGCAGCUGCGCCUAAUAGACAAAACACAGGCAUUAGAAAGAAGAUCCUUAAGACCUCCAGGAGCACAGAAGAACCGGUAAGUACGUGGUCAAAUGAGACUCAGGCCUCCGAGGAGGCAAAGAACUUUCAGAAGGUAGGCAGGACAGCCAAAGAGAGCUGCAUCUCCUCUUUGCUGGCUAAAGGGAAUGGGAAGUCACCCAAGCCAGCACCUCAAACCCCCCCAGUGAAGAGGCACCCAAGCCUGCUGCGCCGAAGUUUCAGCUUUCGCCACUGGACGGGUGGAGAGUUGGUUCGCAUACGGGCACUCUCCAAAGAGAAGCACCACAGCAGCUCGGGCUGCAUCGACCGUGACGGGGGGGAGAGCCAGGCGCAAUCCGGCGUGGUUCUGCAAAACCCAGCCUUCGAUGAGUCGGAGUCCACUGAGAAGCGAAACACCUUGGAUGUUGGCGAGGUCCUGAGCAAAACGGACUCCAUGACGGAGCUAAGCCGAAGGGACAGGGCAAAGGGCAAGAACCGCACCUUGGACAACAGUGACCUGCUCAGGCUUUCAGAGAAAUCUUUGGUGGAAAAGGAGGGUUUCAUCAGAGGGACAGGCUCCCGUUCUAGUGGACAGGAGCGUAAACUCAUUCGAUUCUUCAGCGGUAUCUUCUCAAAGCGAGAUGGGACGUCCACACCAUUGGGCAGCCCCAGCAAUCGGGCACUCCGAAAGAACAUCCUGCUGGGAUCUCAGCGGCGAUCCGAAAUGGGCUACUCACAGUCCAGCACAGAGAGUGUCAACGGAUGCCCACUGGACGAUGCCUUUGUCAACAGUCAGGAGUGGACGCUCAGUCGCUCAGUACCAGAACUCAAAGUGGGCAUUGUGGGUAACUUAGCCAGUGGGAAGUCUGCACUGGUGCACAGGUAUCUGACGGGGACAUACGUGCAGGAAGAAAGCCCUGAAGCUGACGUGGAUGCAGGCGGACGUUUUAAAAAGGAGAUCGUAGUGGAUGGACAGAGUUACCUUCUCCUGGUUAGGGAUGAAGGGGGACCUCCGGAGGCUCAGUUUGCAUUGUGGGUGGAUGCGGUGAUCUUUGUGUUCAGUCUUGAGGAUGAGAUCAGUUUUCAGACGGUCUAUCACUACUAUAGUCGUAUGGCCAACUACCGCAACACAGCAGAAGUGCCCCUGGUGCUUGUGGGAACUCAGGAUGCUAUCAGUGCAGCUAACCCACGUGUCAUUGAUGACACACGUGCUCGCAAACUGUCUAAUGACCUGAAGAGGUGCACCUAUUACGAGACCUGCGCCACCUACGGCCUCAACGUGGAACGGGUCUUCCAGGAUGUGGCUCAGAAAAUAGUUGCAACCCGGAAGAAACAGCAACUGUCAAUUGGACCCUGUAAGUCACUGCCCAACUCUCCAAGCCACUCCUCAGUCUGCGCAGCACCUGUGUCCGCAGUGCACAUCAACCAGACCAGUAAUGGCGGAGGCAGUUUGAGCGAUUACUCCUCUUCCGUGCCCUCGACUCCAAGUACCAGUCAGAAGGAAUUGCGGAUUGAUGUGCCCCAAACUGCCAACACCCCAACGCCCGUCCGCAAGCAGUCCAAACGACGCUCCAACCUCUUUACGUCUCGGAAGGGGAGCGAACCAGACAGGGAGAAGAAAGGGAUGGAUGGUCGUGCAGACAGCAUUGGAAGUGGCCGCGCUAUCCCAAUUAAACAGGGCAUGUUACUGAAAAGAAGCGGCAAAUCGCUCAACAAAGAGUGGAAGAAAAAAUAUGUCACGCUUUGUGACAAUGGAGUCCUCACCUAUCAUCCCAGUCUGCAUGAUUACAUGCAGAAUGUUCAUGGGAAGGAGAUCGACCUGCUUCGGACUACAGUGAAGGUUCCAGGGAAGAGGCCCCCAAGGGCCAUCUCCACAUGUGCAGCCCCCAGCCCCAAAACCAACGGGCUGGCCAAGGACAUGAGCAAUCUGCAGCUUGGACAGACACCUGCAGGCUCUGUAAGCAGUAGUUCUUCUGCAUCUCAGAUGGCGAGUGGCAUCAAUCUGGUGUCGUUUAACAGUCGGCCGGACGGGAUGCAUCAGCGCUCAUACUCUGUGUCCAGCGCUGACCAGUGGAGUGAUGCCACAGUCAUCGCCAACUCAGGAAUCAGCACAGAUACUGGCCUGGGAGAUUCCAUGUGCUCCAGUCCUAGUAUAUCCAGCACCACCAGUCCAAAGAUGGAUCCACCCCCAUCGCCUCAUGCCAACCGCAAAAAACACAGGAGGAAGAAAAGUACUAGCAACUUCAAGGUUGACGGCUUCUCUGGCACCGCAGAAGAACAAGAGGACAACUUUGAGUUCAUCAUCGUGUCUUUGACGGGACAGACAUGGAACUUUGAGGCAACGUCCUAUGAGGAGCGGGACGCGUGGGUGCAGGCCAUUGAAAGCCAGAUCCUGGCAAGCCUGCAAUCCUGCGAGAGCAGCAAACAGAAGUCUCGUCUGAGCAGCCAAUCAGAAGCCAUUGCACUGCAGUCGGUCAGGAACAUGAGAGGAAAUACACGUUGUGUGGACUGUGAAGCCCAGAACCCUGAUUGGGCUAGUCUGAAUCUGGGCGCUCUGAUCUGUAUCGAAUGUUCAGGUAUUCAUCGUAACCUGGGUACUCACCUGUCCCGUGUCCGCUCCUUGGACCUGGACGAGUGGCCUCUUGAGCUCAUCAAGGUCAUGUCGGGCAUUGGCAAUGAACUCGCCAAUAGCGUGUGGGAAGCCAAUGCUCAAGGACGCCUAAAGCCUGCCCCUGAUGCUAGCAGAGAGGAACGUGAGCGCUGGAUCAGGGCCAAAUAUGAGCAGAAGCUGUUUUUGGCAUCGCUAACCUGCACAGAACUGACUCUGGGACAGCAGUUAUUGCAUGCCACGGCAGAGGAAGACCUGCGCUUUGUGGUUAUACUGCUGGCCCACGGCUCCAGAGAUGAGGUCAACGAAACCUGUGGGGAUGGGGACGGCCGGACAGCCCUGCAUCUGGCAUGCCACAAGGGAAACGUGGUGAUCACACAACUACUCAUAUGGUACGGGGUGGACAUCAUGGCACGGGAUGCCCACGGCAAUACGGCGUUGGCAUACGCACGGCAGGCUAACAGUCAGGAGUGUAUGGACGUCCUUCUUCAGUACGGUUGUCCCGACGAGCGUUACCCGCUCAUGGCAACGCCCAACUUGUCACGCAGGAACAAUAACCGCAAUAACAGUUGCAGCAGCAUGAACAGUGCAGUUAUAUGAGGAAUAAAACUCACAGGAAUACACUCACAUUCACAUGCACAUUUUAUACAUGCACUCCCUCUCCCUCGCUACACACACUCUCAUGUACACCAUCCACCACUAUUUCAGAAUCAUGAGAGCAGCAUAUACCAGACUCAAGGGAAUGACUUCAACAUUGAUGAUGAUGAUGCAUGAGCGUUUGCACUCACAACCCCACUUGGCACCCUGACUAUUCAAGCUAUUUGUUUGAAAAUCUUGUCAUGGAAAGGGCCUUGGUCACCUCUUCUCGUUGACUUUUUUUGGGAGAGUCCUCCAUCUCAAAUGUCUUGCUGCAUUAUGGAACAAAAAAAUAAAAAAAUGAAAACAGCCAUACUUUCAUUUUUAAAGGUACCAGUUUUGGGAGAUUAGGGAAUGGGUUAGUGAACUGUUGGGCAGUUGACACAUCUCCCAUCUGCAACCUGCUCCCUGCUUCUUUUCUGUGAAGUCUAACAUAUGGCAUAGCAAGACAGGAAAUUAUGAGGCAGUAUGGGAUACUUACUCUUACGCUGGAUCUCCAAAUAUGACCCAGAAGUCCCAGAGAACUUCAUUUUGGUCGCUAUCUCUUCUCUCUUUCGCACUGUUUCAGUGCAUCUAUUCUCACUCAGUUUCAGCCAUUUACAUCAUUAUGUCCACUUUUUAAGAAAUGUGAAAGGAUGUUUUGAUGUAACAGCAUUUUUGGAAAAUACCCCAAUAUUGAAUCAUAGUUUGAAUCUGACUUGAUCUUUUAAACUUUUUUGUUUUAACAGGUCAUAAAUUGUUGCAGAGUAGUUUUUAUCUUGUUGCUUAUUGUUGGACCAACAGAAGAUUCUUAAAAUGAGGCAUUUGUUUAUUGACUUUUUUUUUUUUUUUACUUUUCUCCGAAGGGAAUUACUUGUUUAUAUUUUGCAGAUGUACGUUUUACUUUAAACACGUCAAAAUAGCCUUACACGUUGAUACCCAUCCAUCGUGUUUCUUAAAGCUGAAAGACAGGAUUCUUUACCUGAAUUCAGGUGACAGUGAAGUAUGCAGGCGCAGAUGUGUGUGUUACAGAUUCAGAUUAACUACAGUACACUGAUUGACACAUUACUGUUUCCAGAUGGAAGAGUGCCGGCUAAAGCUAAGUCUGAUCUCAUGUGUUUAACAUCACCAUCCAUUUUGUUUCCUCAUUUUAUGAUAGAAAUACCAACACAGGUUGGGUCUCGUAACAUCUCUCAGCACAGAAUAACAGGAAAAAACUCUAGACCACAAAAUUUGGUCAUGCAAGAGACUGAAAUGUGCUUUCAGUAUGUAAUGUGCCCUUUCAAGCCAUCUUUGUCUGUCACUGUUCACACACUUAGCACUGCAUGGAAGCCGGAUCCCGCCACAGAAUAAAAAAAAUAAAAUUCUGACUUAUAGCAACUUUAUAACUCACAAAUGUUGCAAUUAAAAAUAAUGUCGCAAUUGUGAGAAAUAAAAUCGUGUAGACUUAAUUGUCUCACAAUUUUUGCAACUGCAGGUUUAUAUCUCACAAUUUCUAAUUGAUAUUUUGCAGUUUUGACUGUAUUUCUCGCAGUUUAAUAAAGUAAAAAUGGGGAGAAAAUUGUGAAUUUAUAUUUUGCAAUUGCGACUUUGUAUCUUGCAAUUUUCACUGUAUUUCUCACAAUUUAAUAGUCGAAAUUCUGAGAUAUAAAGUUGCAAUUGCAAGAAAUAAAGUCGCAAUCGGGAGAAAUAAGCUCAAUUGCAAUUAUAUAAUUUAGAAUUUUGACAUUGUAUCUCACAAUUUCGACUAUUAAAUUGCGUAAAAAUAGUCAAAAUUGCAAUAUUUUUCUCGCAAUUGCGAGUUUAUAUCUCUCAAUUUCGACUUUAUUAAAUUGUGAGAAAUACAGUGAAAAUUGCAAGAUACAAAGUUGCAAUUGCAAGAAAUAGUUGCAAUCAUGAGAAAUAAGCUUGAUUGCAACUUUAUAUCUUUUAGAAUUUUUAUAUAAUAUCUCACAAUUUCGACUAUUAAAUUGCGUAAAAAUAGUCAAAAUUGCAAUAUUUUUCUCGCAAUUGCGAGUUUAUAUCUCUCAAUUUUGACUUUAUUUCUACCAAUUGUGUGAUAUUUGCGAGAUAUCAAAUCUUAAUUCCGUGAUAUAAAGUCGCAAUCGUGAGAAAUAAAAUCGCAUAGACUUUGUAUCUUGCAAUUUUCACUUUGCUUCGCAAUUGCAGCUUUAUAUCUCACAAUUUAAAAUAUUGUCUUGCAAUUUUUACUUUAUUUCUCGCAAAUAGUCAAAAUUGUGAGAAAAUUGGGACUUUAUAUAUUGCAAUUGCGACUUUGUAUCACAAAUUUGACUGUAUUUCUCACAAUUUAUUAAAGUCGAAAUUCUGAGAUAUAAAGUUGCAGUUGCAAGAAAUAAAGUCUCAAUCGGGAGAAAUAAGCUCAAUUGCAAUUAUAUUUAGAAUUUUGACAUUGUAUCUCACAAUUUCGGUACAGUAUAAGCUAUUUCUCACAAUUGCAAAUUUACCACACAAUUGUGACUUUAUAUUUUGUAAUUGAGACUUUAUAUAUCGCAAUUUUGACUUUUUUCUAGCAAUUGAGUGAUAUAUACUUGCAAUUGCAAGAAAUAAAGUCUAUUGCCAAUUUCUCGCAAUAGCAUGGUUAUAUCUCUUAAUUGCGAGAAAUAUGGUCAGAGUUUUCAGAUAUAAAGUCAGAAUUACCUUAUGUUUUUCUAAUUCGUGGCAGGGUAAAGACUACAUAGCACUGAAUCCUGUCCAAUGUUUCUUAGUGAAGAGAGGGGUGCUCUGGAUCUACAUUCCCAAUCUGUACUUGUUCUUUCUUCACGUGACUAUUUCUCUCUCUCUCUCUCUCUCUCUCUCACUUUUUUUUUCUUUUGUUAGUGGUGUACUAUAUAGAAAAGAAUUUGAGAAAAUAAAAAUCUCCCCCUGAUAAAAUCUUUAUAUAUAUAUAUAUAUAUAUAUAUAUAUAUAUAUAUAUAUAUAUAUAUACCAGUCAAAAGUUUAGAGUCACUUACUUAUUCUUUAUUUUUAUUUUUUUCACAUUUUAGAAUAAUAGUAAAGUCAUCUAAACUAUGUAAUAACAGAAAUGGAACUGGGAAUUAUGUUGUGACUAUAAAAAUCCAAAAUAAAUCAAAACUGUGUUAUAUUUUAGCAUCUUAAGUAGCCACCCUUUGCCUAGAAUUUGCAGACAUGUACUCUUGGCAUUAUCUCAACCAACUUCUUGAGGUAUCACCCUGGGAUGCUUUUUAAACAGUAUUGAAGGAGUUCCCAUCUAUGCCUGGCACUUAUUGGCUGCUUUUCUUUAUUAUUUGGUUAACGUCAUCCAUUUCCAAAAAUUAUUAUUUUUAUUGUUUUUAAAUACAAUUUUAGUUUUGUAAUGAAAUCAAUUAAUAUGUUGGCACAAUUAUAUUUUUGUCUAUAAAACUCAUUUGACACAUUUAAGAAUACGCCUUCUGAUCAAAAGGUUUUAAGAUCAUGAGAAACAUUUCAGUCAAGUGACCCCAAACUUUUGAACAGCGGUGUAUAUACGUUUUUAUCUAACACUCCCUUUGUUUCAAAGCCAGGUUAAGGUCUCUGAUGAAGGUGCAAGUGUGCCUGUUAGAGUUGAAUUCACACUGCUUUUUUUUGUUCACAUUCUGUCUCCUUUCUGGCACUCUCUCCUUUAACAGUUCUUCAUUUCCUCCUUGCCUUUAUCUUCUUGAUUGUGUCAAUGAUCUGUGGGAGUAUUCAAGCAAUAUGAAGCCAAGUUUAAGCCAGGUUGACAGGUAAUAAUUGCUGACCAUGUUCUUGUACAUUACCCUAGCAGUCUGAGCAGUCUUUGUCAUUGAGAGAUGUAAAGUCUGAUGUAAGACUCUGUCUCAGAGCAUAUAUAUAAUUAUAUCAUGGAGUAAGAUAUUGACUUGCUUCAUAAUAUGAUAUGAUGGGCUUUGAUCAUUUCAUCUCUCCUCCAGUUGAUUUUACUCUUUGCUAGAUAGAAGAAAUGUGAAAGUUAGGGAUUGUGAUGCGUAAAAGGGAUAAAAGAGUGAGACUUUGUAAUGUAGAAAUUGUAUUCUACAAUACAAACAACCUGGAAGUCGUCAAGCUGCCAGCAUUAGUAGAUAGCUAUUUGGGACAUUAUGUGAAGACUCUUUAUAGUAAGUAGUUUUUCAGGGUUUAGAUCUUAAUGGAAACCAUUGAGUUAAAAAGAUUUAGUAAAGGACAGGCCCGAUAUGGAUAGGAUUUUAAAUUAAUGUACAGUUAAUUUUCAGCUCAAAAAGGUGCAGUUUUUGCCUUGUAUAUAACGUAGCAAGCCUUUUUAGAGGCUUUACCACAAUAACCAUUAUUUAUGACUAAAUGCACUACACAGAUCACUUGUUGUGAAGAACCCACAAUAUAACUUUGAGUCCUUUCUGUGGAACAAGUCAUUUUUGUUUUUGAUCUUUUUGCAUGAAUGAUGUAAAUGUCUUUGUCUUCAUAAGAUGACUGUACCGUGGCAGGUGACACUAGAGAUUCUGCCAUUUUAAUAUGAAAACAAAAAAAUAUUUGUUAUCAGUUUAUUAACUUUUUUUGUCAGUAACCCCCCUCCACUUUUGUAAUUCAAACUCCUUGAGCAAAACUGGUCUUUUUUUUUUUUUUUUUCAUCCGUAUAUCUGUAACCAAAUCAGGGAAAGCAUGAAGGAGCAAAAGAGACAAAUGCAACCAAUACUGUGAUGGCAACCAAAGGAUUAUGCCCCCAAUUUGAGCAAAUAAUGCAGAUGUUUGGGGGGGUUAUCAGUUCAUUCAAAGUUGCUUGAACAUAUCCUUGUUUUGGCUCUAAUUUCCAUUCACCCAUCUCAACUUAGUUUUCACUGUGUAAAUAGAUGUACAAAUUUAGAAACGCAUAAUAUCAUGUUUUUGUUUUCUUUGUUCUUGUUUGUGUUUUUACCUCAUUUCUGUGACAGUAUCCAUGAUACAUUCAAACCUGAGAGACCCGUUUAAUUAUUUAUGAAUGAAUAUGCUAAUCUGAAAGGGGACAGGCUCUCUCACACUACUUGGGUUUUGUAUUUGUUCCUUUAUUCAGUCCAUCAAACUAUCACCAUUCUAAUUAGAAUUAUUGGUGUUGUAUAUCUAAUUAUUAUUGUUAUUAUAUUGAGUUUGUGUCAGCUGUACAGUACUGUGUUGAAAAAUUAUACCUGAUGCAGAGUAUUAUACUGUAAUGUGUCUCUUUUCAAUAAAAUAAAAUAAAAAAAUGCUUCUUA
Myxocyprinus asiaticus (Chinese sucker) is the source of this 9321-nucleotide messenger RNA. It is a transcript of the gene agap1, whose product is annotated as ArfGAP with GTPase domain, ankyrin repeat and PH domain 1. Gene Ontology annotation, cellular component: nucleus. Gene Ontology annotation, molecular function: GTPase activity; GTPase activator activity; protein binding. Lineage: Eukaryota; Metazoa; Chordata; Actinopteri; Cypriniformes; Catostomidae. The transcript is spliced from 19 exons. The record is from RefSeq and is a predicted model, not a curated record. The coding region runs from base 422 to 4132 and encodes 1236 amino acids.